GUUUCUCCCGGCAAGAUAUGUUUUCCGGUCGAUGGUCGAGCCUCGCCGGACGAGUCUCACUUCAUAUCUCUGAUUCAUGCCUGCAAAGAAACCGUAAGUCUCCGCCGUGUUCACGCCCAGAUCCUCCGUGGCGGCGUUCUCAGUAGCCGCGUCGCUGCUCAGCUGGUUUCUGGCUCUUCUCUUCUCAAGUCCCCGGAUUAUAGCCUCUCGAUAUUCAGACAUUUGAAAGAGAAGAAUCUGUUUGUUUUCAAUGCUUUGAUCCGUGGUUUGACGGAGAAUGCCCGUUUCAAGUGCUCGGUUCGUCAUUUCAUUCUCAUGUUGAGGCUUGGUGUGAGACCUGAUCGGCUAACCUUCCCGUCUGUACUCAAGUCUAAUUCCAAAUUAGGGUUUAGAUGGUUGGGUAUGGCUCUCCAUGCCGCGACUUUGAAGAAUUUUGUUGGCUGUGAUUCCUUCGUCAGGGUCUCUUUGGUCGAUAUGUAUGCCAAGACGGGAGAACUAAACUAUGCAUUCCAAGUGUUCGAAGAAAGUCCUGAGAGAAUUAAAAAGGGGAGUAUCUUGCUAUGGAAUGUUUUGAUUAAUGGGUAUUGUCGAGCCAAGGAUAUGAAAAUGGCUACAGCACUUUUUGGAUCCAUGCCAGAGAGAAAUUCAGGAUCUUGGAGUACUUUGAUCAAGGGUUAUCUGGAUAGCGGCGAGUUGGACAGAGCAAGGCAGCUUUUUGAAGUAAUGCCAGACAAAAAUGUGGAGAGAAGCCAGACAAGGUUGUAUUUCUUGCAGUUCUAACUGCAUGUUUGAACGCAGGCGAAAUAGACUUGGGAAUUAACUUCUUCGAUAGCAUGAGGCUUGACUAUGCCAUUGAGCCCACACUGAAACAUUAUGUGCUAGUCGUUGAUCUGUUAGGUAGAGCAGGGAAGUUGAAGGAAGCACACGAGCUUAUAGAAACUAUGCCUAUAAGUCCUGAUCUUACCACAUGGGCUGCACUCUAUCGUGCUUGCAAGGCGCACAAGAGUAACAGAAGGUGUGAAAUGGUGUCGCAAAAUCUUUUGGAGAUUGAACCAGAGCUUCGGGGUAGUUACAUUUUCUUAGACAAAACAAAUGCAGCUAAAGAGAAGUGUCAAGAUGCAGAGAAAGGAAGAGUACCAUCGCAGAAGAAAGUCAAAGAAAGGUGCAAGGGAUGGAGUUAUAUCGAAAUAGACGGUCAACUGAACAAAUUUGCAGCAGGUGAUAGUUCUCAUAAGCUAGCACAAGAGGUAUGUUUGAAGCUUGAGGAGAUCAUUUCGCUUGCUGUUGAGAGUGGAUACAUUCCAGGAGCUGAUUGGUCCAUUCAUGACAUUGAAGAAGAAGAGAAGGAAAAUGUUACGGGAAUCCACAGUGAGAAACUGGCUCUUGCACUUGGGCUUCUUAGAACUGCUCCUGGAACCGCGAUAAGGAUCGUUAAGAACCUUAGAAUCUGCGGAGAUUGUCAUUCUCUGAUGAAAUAUGUUAGUAAGAGGAGCCAAAGAGAUAUUCUACUGAGAGAUGCAAGACAGUUUCAUCAUUUCAAAGACGGAAGUUGUUCAUGUGGUGAUUAUUGGUGAUAUAGUUUUGUCAUCAGUAAGGUGCCUUCAGGUUCGUGCACGAGAAUGACUCAAAACCACCAACGAGGAUGUUCUGUAACAUCCCAGCCUUCAGCUGCAUGAAAGUUCUGUUCAUUCGUGGCGCUUUCUUGUAAGAAUUUUGUCUUGUUCGUGUACACAAGAGUAGGAAUCAAGACAAGCUCAUGAUCUCUGAGACCAGACCACACAUCGCAUCAUAUCCGGCCAAGGUGAUUCCGUGUUUAAGUCUUCAGUGUAAUCAAUUUAGGGUUUUUCUAGGGUUCCGUUACUUUUCAUCAUUCGAAUCGCUGAAGGAACCAGGAAUGUAGGAUGAUGGUUGAUGGGAUUUGAUAAUGAAGGAUCUCCCAGCUCCACUUUGAGAAGUUUUAUGUUUCUUGCCACUCUGCUGUUGAAGCAUUUCCUUGAUCUCUGCUUCCCUAUCAAUUCCUUGAAACUUGGUGCUACAAUGUAUUCUUCUAUUAUUUUACUUACUAUAACAAAAUAAUAUUCUAAAUCUAUUUUUUGUGAGCUUGUGUGUCAAAGUUGUUGAUUUUACAGAGAAAUUUUUGUGAGCUACACAAGGAUAAUGUUCCAAGUUGAUAAAUAUAACAAGUUCUUCAAAA
Thlaspi arvense is the source of this 2194-nucleotide messenger RNA. NCBI's taxonomy places the organism in Eukaryota, Viridiplantae, Streptophyta, Magnoliopsida, Brassicales, Brassicaceae. The record is from the annotation of a GenBank genome assembly.